GUGUAUUCGACGCUCAAUUGGAACAUAAUGAGCGAUCUACUGAGUACUCCGCCCCAAGAUCAGGGCCAUAGAAGAAAUAAAGCGUCUAUUACUCGUGCAACAAGACCAAGAUCAUCCACCAAAGGACCUUUGGAUGCCGAUAAUGGGCUAUUAACAUCUCCGGCGGCUUCUGCUUCUCAGCUAAGCCCGACUCUCAUGUCGCCCGCACGAUCUCCCUCCAACACAGCACAUCCUCGACAGGCUCCACCAUCUCCGACUCCUCAACUGGGAGAAGCGAGGCCAAAGGACUUUGCGUUUCUCUUGCAGCCUGAAAUCUACCAUCCCCUAAACUUGCAAAAUAUCCCCCCUGCAUUUAGAAAUUCACAGAAGCAGCCUGGCCCAGAAGUGCCGAUAGACCAACUGCUAGCCAAAGGCCACUUCAGGGCAGCGGCCAUUGCGGCAGCCCAAGAAUUGACUGGCUCAGUCAUAAACGGGAGUAGCAUCGAUCCUCAUGAUGCCAAUAGGAUCUUCAGGCUUCUGUAUACCCGGCUUGCCUGUCUAACUUUGAUUGACGCAACGUCACUUGCAGCCCAGGAGGCCAAGGCGCUAGAAGACUUGAAUGAUCCUCGGAGAUAUAUAGAUGACAUUACAAAUGAGCAUCUUGCGCCGUGGGAACUGCGCGUGCUACAUGUACGGCUGCAGGCACUGGGAUUUGGAGAUCCUCGCCGAGCUGUGAUGAGUUACCAUGAUCUUGCCAGAGAAGCCAGAGAGAAUAUCAGGAAAGCGUCUCUGGCACAUGAUAACUCUGCUAGAGAGCUCUGGAAGUCAAGGCUCCAUGAAUUGGGUAUCAAAGUAGCAGGGGCCCUGAUUGAGAUGGACGAUCUUUCCGGCGCGGCACACCAUCUCGGGAGUCUAAGAGAUCGAGGCGACGGCAAAUUGGCUCUGUCAAAGGCACUUCUCUGGUUACACCUCGGCGACACACGGAAUGCAAAGUUGUGUGCGAGCCAGUGUUCUGAGGAUACCGAGAACGUCGAGAAGAUUAUCUUGGCUCUGUGUGACAUGGCAGACUCGAAUUAUGAACUGGCGUUACAGAAAUGGCAAGAGUUUGACAUUAUGGCGGUAGAUGAGAUGGUUGGGGUCAAUCAGGCCGUGUGUUUAAUCUAUCUUGGACGGAUUCAGGAGGGGCGUACAAUACUGGAGAAAUUGGUUGACUCAGGCUUAUCGUCGCAUACUUUGUUAUUUAAUCUAUCGACAACAUACGAAUUAUGCUCAGAAAGAAAUCGGUUAUUAAAGGGAAGGCUUUCGGAGAAGGUUGCUAACAUGGAGGAAUCGCCAUUUGGGUGGGAGAAGACGAAUGCUGAUUUCAAGCUCUGAAUAAUGAACGCGUUACACAUAUACAUGAUAUAUCUCUUGGAUGGAAUGAAUAUUUUGCGCUCUUUGUGUUUACUAGAAUAUCAUAUUAGAAUAACUGCAUUUGUAUCCCAGCGAACUCAUAGCUAUUGUGACCAAUCUAACCAGG
Messenger RNA from Trichoderma asperellum CBS 433.97, 1498 nucleotides. RefSeq lists its product as uncharacterized. The record is from RefSeq and is a predicted model, not a curated record. Lineage: Eukaryota; Fungi; Ascomycota; Sordariomycetes; Hypocreales; Hypocreaceae. Gene Ontology annotation, cellular component: Golgi apparatus; TRAPP complex.